This is a messenger RNA of Aphidius gifuensis, 1116 nucleotides long. RefSeq names its product lambda-crystallin homolog (gene Had1). Gene Ontology annotation, molecular function: oxidoreductase activity, acting on the CH-OH group of donors, NAD or NADP as acceptor; NAD+ binding. Bases 115 to 1056 code for a protein of 313 amino acids. Gene Ontology annotation, biological process: fatty acid metabolic process. The record is from RefSeq and is a predicted model, not a curated record. The transcript is spliced from 7 exons. NCBI's taxonomy places the organism in Eukaryota, Metazoa, Arthropoda, Insecta, Hymenoptera, Braconidae.
UAAUUUGCAGAACCACUGCAUAGCAACAGUUAUGCUAAAAGUCUUGACUGGCUUGGACAGAUUUUUUUAACACAAUCACUAUUCCCAAGUUGAAUAAUAAAUACAACUGACAAUAUGUCAAAGAACGAAAACAUUGGUAUCAUUGGCAGUGGUCUCAUUGGUAAAAGUUGGGCAAUGUUAUUUGCAAGUGUUGGCUACAACGUCACAAUUUAUGAUGUUGUUCAAGAACAAAUUGAUAAAGCACUUGAAGACAUUCAACAACAGCUUAAAAAACUUGAACAAGGUGGACUUUUACGUGGAAGCCUUAAAGCUGAUCAACAAUUUGCACUCAUUAAAGGUACAUCAAGUAUUACUGAUGUAUUAAAAAAUGCAAAAUUAAUACAAGAAUGUAUACCGGAAAAUUUGGAUUUAAAAAAAAAACUUUAUGCGGAAAUUGAUAAAUAUGUUGAUGAUAAAACAAUUAUAUCAUCAUCAACUUCAACAUUCAAGCCAUCAUUAUUCUCAGAAAGUCUAAAGCAUCGUUCACAAGUUAUCGUUUCACAUCCAGUGAAUCCUCCUUAUUAUGUACCACUUGUUGAAAUUGUACCAAGCCCAUGGACAAAGCCAGAGAUAUCAGCAAAAACUAAAGAAAUUAUGACAGAAAUUGGACAAAGUCCAGUUGUUUUUUCUCGUGAAAUUGAUGGAUUUGCUCUUAAUCGUUUACAAUAUGCAAUUUUAAAUGAAGCUUGGAGACUUGUAACUGAUGGUGUUUUAAGUGUCAAAGACGUUGAUACUGUUAUGAGUGAAGGGCUUGGCAUGCGUUACGCUUUUCUUGGUGCUUUUGAAGCAGCUCAUUUAAAUGCUGAAGGUAUGAAAAAAUAUUGCGAGACAUAUAAUAAAUCAAUUUAUGAUGUCAGUGAAACAUUUGGACCAACACCAAAAUUUGUUGGACCACCAGCUGAUGAAAUAUCAAAACAACUUGAAGAAAUUUGUCCACUUGAUAAACUUCAAGAACGUCGAGCAUGGCGUGAUCUUGCUCUUACAAAAUUAUCAAUUCUCAAAAAAGAACUCAAUUGAUUUAUUAUUUUAAAAAAAAAAUAUAUCAACUAUAAAUUUAUCAUGUGCAAUUUAAAUUUA